AUGUCGAACACUCCAGGAGUAUCCAUCAACAAGGACGGGAGGAAAACGUUCAUUCCUCUCGAGAAUAACCCCGAAGUCUUCAACAAGCUCAUCCACAGCCUUGGAGUGUCUGAGAAGCUUGGUUUCUACGAUGUCUACAGCGUCGACGAGCCUGAGUUGCUAGCCAUGAUUCCUCGACCGGUCCAUGCUCUGGUUUUCAUCAGUCCUGCGCCCAUGUGGGCUCGUGUUCGUGAGAGCGACCCAGGUUCCAAAGAACUGACAUACGAUGGCUCUGGUCCAGAUGAGCCGGUUGUGUGGUACAGGCAGACUAUCGGACACGCUUGCGGUCUCAUCGCUCUCCUCCAUAGUGUGAGCAACGGCACAGCCAAAGAAUUCAUAAACCCAGGCUCUGAACUCGAAAAGAUUCUCAAGGAGACACAAGACCUCAAGCCCCUUCCACGAGCAGACUUUCUUUACAACUCUGUCGAGCUUGAGAAAGCACACAUGGCUGCUGCAGUGACAGGCGACACUGCAGCUCCUUCGAGCCAGGAACCAUCCGGCUAUCACUUCAUCAGUUUUGUCAAGGGUGCAGAUGGGCAUCUAUAUGAUCUCGAGGGUGGAUGGGGUGGGCCGGUUGAUCGCGGUGUGUUGGAUGAAGGUGAUGAUCUCCUUAGCGAAAAUGCUCUAGAGGCCACCGUCAAGAGAUUCACCAAGGUUGCCGAUGGCAAUCUUGAGUUCAGCAUCAUCGCCCUAUCUACUGUUCCAACCGGUGAAUAG
Molecule: messenger RNA, 756 nt
Organism: Fusarium sp. VM40
Lineage: Eukaryota; Fungi; Ascomycota; Sordariomycetes; Hypocreales; Nectriaceae
Source: the annotation of a GenBank genome assembly